Chelonia mydas (Green sea turtle) is the source of this 2946-nucleotide messenger RNA. It is a transcript of the gene BLK, whose product is annotated as BLK proto-oncogene, Src family tyrosine kinase. Lineage: Eukaryota; Metazoa; Chordata; Testudines; Cheloniidae. Gene Ontology annotation, molecular function: signaling receptor binding; ATP binding; non-membrane spanning protein tyrosine kinase activity. The coding region runs from base 843 to 2360 and encodes 505 amino acids. Gene Ontology annotation, cellular component: extrinsic component of cytoplasmic side of plasma membrane. The transcript has 13 exons. Gene Ontology annotation, biological process: protein phosphorylation; cell surface receptor protein tyrosine kinase signaling pathway; innate immune response. The record is from RefSeq and is a predicted model, not a curated record.
UUCUGCACGUCCCAUCCCCAGCUGCUCUCCUGUCUCUCAGUCUAAUCCUUACCUCAUCUCUGAAAUGCAGCCAGCUCUGGCAUGGAACAUAACUGUUAUUUAAACAUGCACAUCAGCUGUACCUCAGUCCCAAACAGAAAGUGAACUAGAAAACAGGGCAAUAACCUAGAUGAAUACACAGGGGGAAUUUUAGUUAGGCAGGAUGUAUAAUCAUUGGCAUUGGAAUCUGGCCAGAGGUAAAUCCUCUCUCAUGUUCAAUUUACCCAGUACAUAGCUCAGUUCCCCCCCGGCUGGCCAGAGGGCACUUACUUGUGAGCCAUUAUGUAGAAUCCCAAAGGCACCUAGCCAAAAAAUUUCUGGGCUUGAUUCUUCUCUCAUUGGUAUACCUAUCUGACGCCCUUGAGCGGAGUUACAUUCGAAUUGCAUCAGAGUGCGUUAGAAGGGGAGCAGGCACUAUUUGCACCCGGGUACUGCUUUUCACGUAGCCUGGUGAGUCUUUGCGGGGUGUGGGGGGGUGUGGGAAGAGCACUAAUGAGCUGGUCACUGUUCUAACAUUAGCUUGGCGUGCGUGGGGUGGCUGUGCUACCAGCCCCUAAUUACUAUAAGUGUAACAAACCAGCUAGAUUUGUCAUUCAGCUGCUCUCGGCAGGAAACCACUAACAGCAGUCAACUGACAGAGCCAAGAAGAAUUGGGGUUUCUCUCGGUGUGUGUUUUAAGAAUCAAAACUUAUCAAGACGGGCUUAUGUUCCUCAACACACACCCUGCAAAGGAGCUUUUCACCCUGGAGGAUGACUAGAAGUUAAAGAACUAUGCUGUAGUCCGAUCAAGAGACACACCAAGCAUGGGACUGUAUGGGAGCAAACACCGCCAGUCCACGCCACAAAAGCAGUGUGAGGCUGCGAAUAGGCAAAAACCUCAGGUAUUCUCCAGGAAGAAACCUCCUCCACCCCUGCCCCCGUUCAGACAACAUAUUAGUACCUCGCCUCUAAACCAACCAUCAGAGCAAGCAGAUGAGGACUUUAUGAUUGUACUGUAUGAUUUCGCCUCCACAAGUGACCGCGACUUGGAGCUGACCAAGGGAGAGAAGCUUCAAAUCCUAUCUAGAGAUGGGGACUGGUGGCUGGCAAAGUCUCUCACCACUGGAAAGAAGGGUUACGUCCCCAGUAACUUCGUCGCACAAAUGGAUGCCUUGGAAGUGGAAAAAUGGUUUUUUAAAGCUCUCAGUAGAAAAGAUGCCGAACGGCUGUUGAUGGCUCCUGGCAACAAAGUUGGGUCUUUCCUUGUACGAGAGAGUGAAACAAAUAAAGAUGCCUUUUCACUGUCCGUGAGAGACAGCAGCUCUGCUCAAGGUGACAUCAUCAAACACUACAGGAUCCGCUCCUUAGACGGCGGGGGAUACUACAUCUCCCCCAGGAUCACCUUUUCCUCGCUGCACCAUCUAGUCCAGCAUUACAGCAACAAAGGGGAUGGUCUGUGCCAGAGGCUGACCACUCCGUGCGCAUCCCUGACUCCCCAGAGGCCCUGGGCGCGGGACGAAUGGGAAAUCCCACGGGAGUCUCUCAAGCUUGUGAAGAAACUUGGUGCGGGACAGUUUGGAGAAGUCUGGAUGGGCUAUUAUAAGAACAGUGUGAAGGUGGCUGUGAAGACCCUAAAGGAGGGCUCCAUGCCUCCUGAUGCCUUCCUGGCUGAGGCAAACUUGAUGAAGAUGCUCCAGCAUGACAAACUGGUCCGGCUGCAUGCAGUAGUCACCAAACAGCCAAUCUACAUUGUGACAGAGUACAUGGCCAACGGGUGCUUGUUGGAUUUCUUGAAGACAGAGGAUGGAAGCCAACUAAAUCUCCCGAAACUCAUUGACAUGUCAGCCCAGGUUGCAGAAGGAAUGGCAUACAUCGAGAGAAUGAACUCUAUCCACAGAGACCUGAGAGCAGCCAACAUCCUCGUCUCAGAGACGCUCUGCUGUAAAGUUGCUGAUUUUGGCCUGGCCAGGAUAAUAGAAAAUGAGUACCUGGCUCAAGAAGGUGCCAAAUUCCCUAUUAAAUGGACAGCGCCAGAGGCAAUUAACUUUGGGAUUUUCACAAUCAAAUCUGACGUCUGGUCAUUUGGGAUUCUUCUAACAGAAAUUAUAACCUACGGCAGGACCCCUUAUCCAGGCAUGACCAACCCCGAGGUCAUUCGGAACCUGGAGCGGGGCUAUCGCAUGCCAUGCCCGGACGGUUGCCCCACAGAACUCUACAGCAUCAUAGUGAGGUGCUGGAGGAGCAAGCCAGAGGACAGGCCCACCUUUGAGUACCUGCAGUCCAUCCUUGAGGAUUUUUACACGGCGACGGAAAAGCAGUAUGAGCCAGAGCCUCUGCUGUAGCCCAGAGCCUCGCCAACGCCCGUGGGACAGCGUUGGAAGAGACAGGCGACGGCAUGGAGUGCUAGCUGGGGGAGAUCCUCCACUGAGCCUUCUUCAGCCACUUUGCUUGGGUACCCCUUGGACAUCUAAUACAGGACUCCCCCCCCCUUGUUUGGUGUAUGCAGAUCAGCUCCGGAUUGUGCUAGGAAAUGAUGCAUUUUGGAGGCUUCUGAGGGGCUGGGGGUGGGACUUUGCAAGCCUAUGGGGAGGCAAAGAGAAGCUUAAUCAGAAGUUGGCAGAACUCAUUCACCCUGUGCAAGGGAGUCCCAGCCCAGGGAGCCUGUAUCCGCAUCGCAGUGAUUGGAGUCAUAGUAGGGGCCAGUGGACUCCCUUGUAGGAUAAGAGGCUGACUGGGCCCUGGAGACUGAUGUACUCCCUGCCCCUGGAGCUGGGUUCUUCCUGUCAGGGGGUUGGCAGGGCCUCAAGGAGGAAGCUGGCCCUGUCUCUGUCAGUGCUGCACUGGUUUGGCGGGGGCCUUUAAUGUCCAGGGCUGCCAGUCCAUGCAGUGCCUAUUGCCAGACAACAAAUAAAGAACUUUGUUAUCUGA